AUCCCUAAACCUUUCCAAAUUCUCGCCGGCGAAUAGCCCUAGCGGCGGCGAGGCAGCGGCGGCAGCGCGAUUAUGGAGACCACAAGCCCGACCGAAGAGAAAUCAUCCGGUUAUAAUCCUAACAGUGGAUCCAAUUCAAAGCCCAAAAUCGUGGUGAUAAUGGGCGCCUCGGGAUCAGGCAAAUCCAAAUUGGCGAUAGACCUUGCAUCGCACUUCCCGAUUGAAAUAAUCAGUGCCGAUUCCAUGCAGGUUUAUCAAGGGUUGGAUGUUCUUACUAAUAAAGUUCCUUUUGAUGAGCAAAGAGGAGUUCCACAUCACCUGCUGGGGACAAUUUCUCCAAAUGUAGAAUUCACUGCUAAAGAUUUUCGUGAUUCUGCUAUUCCGCUUAUUGAUGAGAUCUGGUCUCGUAAUUGCUUGCCUGUUCUCGUCGGAGGAACAAAUUACUAUAUCCAGGCUCUUGUAAGCCGGUUCCUGUUGGACGACCAUGCAGAACCUCUCGAAGCAAACUACUUAAUGGAUGAUCAUGAUAAUGAGAGACCAGAUAAUGAACUUGAAUCACCAGAGGAAGAUUGUCUUUAUACUUACAGUCGUCUUAAGGAGCUCGAUCCAGUUGCAGCAAACAGAAUUCAUCCAAAUGACCAGAGGAAGAUCAAGCAAUAUCUUACUUUAUAUUCACAUCUUGGAGUUCUUCCAAGUAAGCUUUUCCAGGGGAAUACCAUGCAGAACUGGGGUCAAGCUGAUAGUUUAAGAUACGAUUGCUGCUUUAUUUGUGUUGAUGCAUCUCUCCCGGCAUUGGAUCUAUAUGUCAACCAAAGAGUAGAUGUCAUGGUUUCCACUGGUCUUUUUGAAGAAGUUUGUGAUAUUUACAAGUCGAAUGCAGAUUAUACACGAGGGUUAAGGCAGGCAAUUGGAGUCCGGGAAUUUGAGGAUUUCCUAAAUUGUUGGAACUCACAAUCUCAAGAGUUGCCUGCAUGCCCAGUGCUGCUCAAAGAAAAUAUGCACCAUAUCUUGAAUUCCUCCGAUGAAGACCAACUGACACUUAAAUUAAGAGACGCUGUUGAGAAAGUGAAAUUGAAUACCAGAAGACUUGUUCGUCGGCAAAAGAGACGGAUCAGUCGACUUCAAAUGCUGUUCGGCUGGAACAUACACUUUGUUGAUGUCACAAGUUGCUUGCAAGGUGCUUCUGACAAUUCAUGGUCUGUGAAUGUGGUGGAACCAUCAGUUAACAUCGUCAAAUCUUUCCUUGAUACACCUGCCAGCGCGAAAGCUACCAAAAGAGAUGUCGAGGACACCAAACUGGCUGAGAGAGACCUUUGGACUCAAUACAUUUGUGAAGCAUGCGGCAAUAGGGAGCUUAGAGGUGCUCAUGAGUGGGAGCAACACAGACAAGGGCGCAGCCACCGGAAACGAGCUUCACGCCUGAGAAAGUCGGGCAUCUUAUCAGGUGUAACCAAGAAUACCAGUGUGGAUUAAUUUUUGUUGCUAUUAGUUUAAGUGAUGCAGUCAAAUAGAUUCGGAAUGUUGAGUUGAGAAAAGUACUUUAGCCUCUUAAUGGCUUCUAAGCUAUCCAUUUGCUUUGCUGCUUCGCCCCA
Molecule: messenger RNA, 1592 nt
Organism: Salvia hispanica
Lineage: Eukaryota; Viridiplantae; Streptophyta; Magnoliopsida; Lamiales; Lamiaceae
Gene: IPT2
Product: tRNAisopentenyltransferase 2
Biological process (GO): tRNA modification
Cellular component (GO): mitochondrion
Molecular function (GO): tRNA dimethylallyltransferase activity
Source: RefSeq, a predicted model, not a curated record